AUGGUUGCCAUCCUAGCGAACCGCCUCGAGGUCAAUGACGGACCCUUGAACUCAGAAAACGCGACUCUUCUCCGACCCUCCGAGACUACACUAUCCUUGGAGGAGCUCCGAAAGCGAUUUGAGGAAGACGGAUAUCUCUUUCUCAAGCAGAUCCUUCCGCGGAACGAUGUUCUGGAAGCCCGAAACGCAUACUUUACAUCGCUCAAGUCCACCGGUGUCCUGAAGCCCGGCAGCGAGCCCGUCGAAGGCAUUUUCGAUCCAGCCAAGAGUCAUGAGCAAUACCCCGGCAUUGGUGCUGGACAUGCCGACGGAAAUGGAAGACCAGGUGGUGAGCAGGCGGCAGCAUUUGUGGACCUCGCUCUCGAUGCGCAUUAUCAGGACUGGUAUGCUGAGAAGUUUUGCAACCAUCCCGCUCUCUACGACUUCAUCGCUCGAUUCUCCGGUUGGAACAAGAACACUCUCAGUCUGCGUCGAACACUACUCAGGAAUAACAUCCCUGGCUCGAAGCCCAUUGGUGUGCAUUAUGACCAAAUCUUCUUGCGACAUGGUGAUCCGACCAGUAUCACCGCCUGGGUUCCCAUGGGAGAUAUCAAGUUAAAUGGGGGAGGGCUGAUCUAUCUGGAAGAUGGUGACAGCAUCGGAGUGGAGCUCGAACAAGCUUUUUACAAGAAGGCAAAAGAAUCCGGGAUGAGUGAUGAGGAGGCUAAAAAUGCUUUUAACUCGAAUAUGAUGGCAACGGGCUUGCUGUCGGAAUUUCCGGCUGAAUUUGCCCGGCAUCAUAGCCGACGUUGGUUGGUCUCGGCCUACGAGGCUGGGGAUGUUGUCUUGCACAAGCCUCAUAUGAUUCAUGCGUCGACCAUCAACCAUGAUCCUGAUAAUGUGAUUCGCCUCGCGACGGAUCUCCGAUUCUGUGAUUCUUCAAAGCCAAUUGAUAAGCGGUGGAUGAACCACUAUACUUUCAAUGAUGGUGUUUAA
This is a messenger RNA of Penicillium pulvis, 975 nucleotides long. RefSeq lists its product as uncharacterized. The record is from RefSeq and is a predicted model, not a curated record. Lineage: Eukaryota; Fungi; Ascomycota; Eurotiomycetes; Eurotiales; Aspergillaceae. The coding region runs from base 1 to 975 and encodes 324 amino acids. The transcript has 4 exons.